CUUCCUCCCAAGCAAAUAACAGCAUUUAGUCUCACAAAUCACAUACGUAAUUACCUGCAGCCCCUACUAUAUAUAAUUUGCCCCAUCAAUAAUCAUUCAAUAUUAACAUGAACAUAAUAAACAUGAAGCAAUCACUCUUAUCAAACCCAUUAGCACUAGUACUAAUAUCUUCCCUCAUGUGUUCUACCACCUUAGCUGCUCUCUCACCAAUGGGUGCACCGCCACAACAAUCGAAACCCCCACCACCAACCUCCGCCGUGGACAUCCUUGGAAUCCUAACAAGAGGCGGAUCCUUCAACACAUUCAUCAGGCUCAUGAAAACCACACAAUUGAUCAACCAACUCACCUCACAGCUCAUAACCAUUAAAUCCGGUGGCCUAACCAUUUUCGCCCCGGAGGACGCCGCCUUCUCCCAACUCAAACCAGGGUUCCUCAACAUGCUUUCGAAUACGCAAAAGCUUGAGCUCGUUCAGUUCCAUGUUCUCCCUGACUUCGUCUCCAGCUCCAGCUUUGAUACCUUAACUAACCCUGUUAGAACACUAGCCGGUGCUAAACAAGGGAAAGUUGAACUGAACGUGAUCAGUUAUGGUGGAAGUGUCAACAUUUCAACGGGUGAAGUUAACACCACCAUCAAUGGGAUCAUAUACACGGAUAACCAUCUUGCAAUAUAUAAAGUUGCUAAGGUGCUUCUCCCAUCAGACUUCUUCCCCACCAAGAUUGCCGCCGCGCCGGCGCCUACUCUGGCGCCGGCACCGGCAGUCGAGGUAGCGAAGGCGCCGAAACCUGAUAAGGAGAAGCCGUUGGACGACAAUUCGGAACCGUCGUCGACCCAGGUUGUUCCAUCUAAGACGUCUGCAGCUACGAAAAAUAGAGAGGUUUCCGUUGUGUUUAUGGUCAUGCUAAUAAUAUUGGCAGCAUAAACUAUAUAACAUGUAAAUGAAGCUGUGUUUACACAUUGUUUAUAAUGGAGCGUUGUGAUAUGUUUUUUGUUACUACGUGCUUUUCUAAUGAGAAAAUCUUGAAUCCGUAUAUAAAAGUAAAUCCAUGGUAAUAUAAACACAGAUCUUGUUUGAGUGAAAAAUAAGUAUUUUUUAUGGUGUCUAAAUUUUAUUUAUAUACUUUAAAAAAAAAGGUCAAUCUUACUUUGCUCUAUUUCUACAUUUAAACAAAAUAAGCACAACUUCCAUAUACAUCAAAAAAUUCCCCAAACAAAUAAUAGAUAGCUAGGUCUAUAAAGUAUAAACUAUUCAUCAGUAUUUUUAAAUAUUGUUGGUUAACACCGCUGAUCAAAACAAUAUAUUAUACAGAUCUAUGAUACUACUUUUUCAAUAUACUUAUUAGUUUCAUUUUUAGGCACACUCACCAAAUUAUACCUAACCAAGAAUCUGUCAACCUAUUCUCAACAUUUUAAUUCAGGAACGAAGAGGGGAAGAAAAGAUCUAAACCCUAAAAUAGCUAAUUCCUCAACGUGGCUUAAAUUGCUUAUCAGUGUUUAUCAUCAAGUGUUUCAAAAUUGUUGGAUAAUGUUUGUAAUGCAUUGAAGAAAUAAUAGAGAUUGGAUUUGAAGAAGCUAAAGCAAUAUCCAAUUUUUGAUUUGAGGAUGGAUGAUAUAGAUAGAAGUAGAGGUUCACGGCCUCUAAAGAACUGAAAAGAACUAAAAGUAUGUCACAGUCAGCACUGAUCAACACAGCAUAUAUAUAGGACGCUGUAAAGUUGUUGUACGUCGUACAUGUACUUCCAUUGCAUUGUAUCAUCAUGUUUAGGCAGGAUGAGAGUCACAGAUACUAGAUUACUAGUGUAGUGCUAUUGCUACUACCAAAAAUAAUAAUUGAAAGAGCUGAGGGAAUAUUAUUAUAGAUAGUGGUUCCAAAUAUGGGUUGGCCCCCACUUGGUUCACGAGAUGGAUCCUGUCAUAUCUCAUCUGAUCUCAAUGCUAUGCCUCCGUGACCCAUCUAUCAUCAUUAACUUAGCUACUUAAUUAACUUAACUUGUUCUUUUUAUUAUCAUUAUUAUAUCUAUGUAUCAUACAAUUAACCUCACCUACAUAUAUUCUUGAUGAU
Arachis ipaensis is the source of this 2060-nucleotide messenger RNA. Lineage: Eukaryota; Viridiplantae; Streptophyta; Magnoliopsida; Fabales; Fabaceae. The record is from RefSeq and is a predicted model, not a curated record.